Molecule: messenger RNA, 5189 nt
Organism: Ruditapes philippinarum (Manila clam)
Lineage: Eukaryota; Metazoa; Mollusca; Bivalvia; Venerida; Veneridae
Exons: 2
Coding region: 168-4409 (1413 amino acids)
Source: RefSeq, a predicted model, not a curated record
AAAAAAAGCGUAUGAAUGUAUGAAUACAACGCGUUGAGACUGACAUUCUUGUUGAGUCAAGGUCGUUGUAAAUAAAUAGCCGUGUACAGGUAUACUUAACGAUUAUGCUAUGGGAUUUACAGUGUAUAUAAACUAGAUUUACAGUAGAACACUUUUGAUGGUCAUAAAUGGGUCAGAUUAAUUCCGUACAGGAUUCUGAGCAUGCCUCACAAAAUGGACCCAUGUCUAAAAAUGAUGCGGAACAAAGUAAAAUGGAAAGAGAGCAGCAAAGAGAAGCGAAUUCGGAACAGGUUAGAUGUGUAAAAACAAGAAUUGAUAUGCUAAUAGAGGAUUGUCUGAACACGAAGGAUAGUAAUUCGGAAACAGAUAAUGAAAAAUUCUUGAAGAAAGACUUUUUGACCUUGAAUCAUGGGGUUAAUAAUACAGGAAUUGUGAAGCGAAAUAAGAACGAGAAUGAUAAAGAUAAAGAUAGUGAAAAGGACACUGAAAAUGAAGACAGUAAAAGUGAAAUUUUGAAUGCUCAGCAGACUGAUACGAACACAGAUGCUGGUACUGAAAAAAGUGCUAAAAAAGAGACAGAGGUUGAACCAGAUGAGGGAGAAAAUCCGGUUAAAAAGGAAGAGAUUAAACUUUCGGAUAUAAUUACUGAUAUGGUUAAUACUGAGUUAACAGAAAAACAAUUAAAACACAUUCAACAAAGGACAAUUACUACCUUUAACACAUUUAUAGAUAAAGUGCUAGAUAAUUCUCUCAAUCAGGAAAGUAACGAAGAAGAGAAAUCGAAAUCGUCAAAUAUUUUGAAACUGUGUAGUGAGUCUCUAAUACCAGAGAAAGGGAGAAAAAGUGUGGACAGUACGAGUGAAGAUAGAAAUGAUAAGCCUGAAUGUGACCGUGAUGUGGAUAAAUCGGAUCAGGAGAAAAAAAUAACACUAAAGGAUCAUAUAGAACGGUUUCUGGAAUUAAGUUUUAGAGACGAGAAUAAGGAGGAGGAGACUAAAAGUAGUAAAAAAUUAAGUGUACAAGAAAAUUUCAAUGCACAAGGUCUUGUCAAUAGCAUGAUAACACAGGGUAUACAGAUAAAAAGCUUGCUAACUACAAAAGAGCAACAAAGUCUUGCAAUUCAGAAGAUGAAUAGAGAAUCUGAAAAGCAGAAAAAGCCAGUGAAAUAUCCAGAACAGAAUUUAAGACCCAAGAGUCGUGAAAUGUAUGGACAAAAGAGCCCAAAUUCAAAUAAUGUUCAUGAACAGGCUGAUCCUAGGUAUAACCAGCCUGUUUCAGGUCAACAAAUGGUUGAUUCUAAAUUUAGGGACCAUUAUUCAAGUCAGGCAAAGCAUGACCCUGGAAACAGGCAUCCUCAGAUACAUCCAGGUUAUUCAAGAAGGAAUGAAAUGAUGGAAAGAAAUCGAGAAAUGCAGUCUAAAAUGGAGAUGCAUGCUAAAAUGGAAAUGCAGGCUAAAAUGGAACUGCAAGCUAAAAUGGAACUACAAGCUAAAAUGGAAAUGCAAGCUAAAAUGAAUGUCAACCCUGGUUAUAAACAGGAGAUAGGUAUUCCAAAUAAUAUGAGAGCAUCAGAUCAUUCCUCAGCUUUUCAUUCGCCUCAUCAUUUACAGGUGACAAACACUGCUAAUUAUAACACUGCUUAUAUGCCAAGAAUGCAGGUCAGUCCGGGACAAAUUAGGGACAUGAAUCAUUCGAUGAGAGGUGAAAGUAAACAGGAAGUGCAUGUCAGAGGCUGUAUGUGCCCAAUGUGUGUGCAGCAGCAACAACAUCAUUCUAGGCAAGGAAAGAUUGAUCUUUCAGGCAUGGAUCAUCAUCCAGGUAAGCAAUCACCACAAGUUCAACAUCAAUUCUCAGCAGGCAGCAUGGCAGCUCAAAUGGAUAGAAGUCAUGGGAGGGAAAUUUCAGCGAUGAUUAGAUCUUCUCAUCCGGAACUUUCUCCGAGAAUGAUGGCAUAUCAAGGUAUGCAUAAGUUAUUACCACAUCACCCUCCCAUAACAUCCACAAAGGUGUAUAGUGGUGGUCAGAUUAUGGUUCCCGGUGAAGUUUCAGCUCAAAGCAUGGUUGCGAGUCGACCACAGGCUAACGUUUUGGAAAAUCCUCAUUAUUUAGGGCAGUUCCAACAACGUAGUAGAGAGGAGUAUUCUCAAAACGCUUUUAAUGAGAGACUUGCUAUUAGGUCAGGAAAACAAAGUCCAUAUCAUGCAAGGCCAUCUUCAGUGCCCUCUCAAGAACACACCAGUCCCCAGUAUCAGCGACCAGGCUCUGGACAUCGUAUUUACGAGUCUGAUUAUUCGAGAAAUGCAGAUUUUUCUAGAAACACAGAUUCCUCAUCUUGUGCUUCAGAUUGUUCCACUGAAGCUCCUCUUGAUUUAACGGUGAAAAAACCUAAAGGGGAACCUAUUCGUAACAGGUCAUCUAGUAAUGCAUCGGCUGUUAAAAGAAUCAAUCCAUCAAAUUCGUUCAUAAAGCAUUUAGAAAGUAGCGUUGAUAAAUACUGGCAAGAGUUAAAUUCUCCUCCGUCAUCCCCUGUAAAUACAAAACCCCCGACUCCUAUAAAUAGAGUUCUCACUCCAAAUGAUGGUUGGAAUGUUACACAUGGGUACCCUCAACAGAGUCCAAAUGGCACCUCUCCACCUGGUAUGCUAAGUAUGAUGCAAAAUAGACCUUUGCCAUCACCACAUUAUACUGGUGGAAUAACUGUUGGACAGCCUUUGGUUGAUAUGAAGCCUCCAGCCUCUCAAAAACAGACCGAGUGUAGUCACCUGACUGGUCCGCCAAUGUUAAAUAAACAGUCUCCACAACAACAACAACAACAGCAGCAGCAACAACAACAAUUUCAAGGUACACAGUCAAACUUUGAUUUGAAUUCUAAGAGGUUAUCAUCUAAUAAUGUAUCUAAACAUGAACCUAUACAAAACAUUAUCGGAAAUCACGACCCUAAUGAUAUUCUGUAUUUAAUCUGUAGACUGUGCACUCAAACAUAUGGCAGUCCAUAUGGGUUCAGAAAACAUUUUAGAAAUCAACAUGGAUUCGAACCAAGAGCCGAGCACACAAUAGUUCAAACAAUUUCAGCUACAAAGACAGCUUUGCAUCUUCCACAGCCGCAGUUGAUGCAAGGUAUUUCAGAUAUUCGCGAAUCUCAUGUACAACGUAAGAGUAAUUCUCCAGAAAAUGAACUAAUAAAUCAGAAAUGUGCACCUAAUACAUUUACAGUGCGAAAAAGGAGUUCAGAAUCACCAGUGGACUCUAAAAGUUGCACUGGUAGUGAAGAGGGUGACAAAAAUGAGCUUGAAAACACCGAGACAAAAUGUUUAGAGUGCCCAGAAUGUGGUAAAACAUUCCAACUCAAUGACUUUGGCUCAUAUAAGCGACACUGCCGACAACAUGGCAAUAUUCGAAUGAACGGACCAUUUACUUGCACAGACUGUCAUUUACCUUUUCCUGAUCAGAAAUCAUUACGCGAGCAUUAUAAAGUUCAUGUUAAAGACAAUGCUGUAGUAAUUAAGCAGGAACAUAAAAAUGACGAAAAUGCUCAAAAAUCUGAAUCUCAUCAGACAUUUUAUGUAUGUGUGAAAUGUGACUUGCAAUAUGACAAUAUUAACACUUAUAAUAGCCAUUUAACUAGUCACGAAACUGAAUCAAAAGUUGACAUGGAUGAUAAAACUUUGUCUACUGCAAAAAUACAAACGAUGGUUUCUGUGAAACCAGAUACUGAAGAAUCGACCGAUGUUGUAAGUAGUAAGAUUGUAGUAAAACAAGAAGCUGAGUCUAAUACUUCUCAAGCUUGUCCCGAUAGCAGUUGGGACAGCGUUCCUAAAGUCAUGGCAACAACAUCUAUUAAACCUGAAUCAAUUUCAGAAAUAAAUGAGUCGACAAAUUCUAACUUGAGUAAUGCUAGUGAAAUGUCUGCAAACAAAGAAGAGGGUAAGAACAGUUCAUCAGAGCUAGUAUCGAGUAAAGGUUUUGAAUCUAGCUCAGAAAAUGAAAAGAAAAGGGAAGAAAAUGAGGAAUUUAUAUACAAGCAUAAAAAGUUUUUCCAUCAUCGUAAAAGAGCUAGCUCAUCGCAGUCGACUGAUGCGAGUGAUGUAAAACAGGCGAAAAUAAGCACAGACGAAACAUCUACAUCGUCGGUUUCAUCACUAGGAGAAAAUGUGACGGCAUCUAGUUCAACAUCAGUGGUCCUGAAUUCAUCAUGUGACUCGACUGGAAUGUUAGAUUCUAAAGGUACAGAAGUUGUAAACAAAGCAAGUGAAAACUUUGACAAUAAGACUGAAGAAAGUAAUGAUAAAACUAAAGUUUCUGUAGGGAAGAGUAUAGAAAAUGUCUUGGAAAAGCCUGUUAAAACAGAGGCUCGACACAGUCUUCCAUUUGUUUGGGACCGUACAACAAGAAGUCAGAAAAAGUUAUAGACUUUGCUCUUAUUGCUGUUUACAUCUUAGUGUCCAAGGAGAGGUAGAUUUUUUUUAACUCAUUCCUUCUUAUGUAUGAUUUCAUGAAGAUUUUUUUUUAUUACCUAAUUUAAGAUAAUCAAAACGUAAGUGUAAACUUUCAUUAUUUGUGUCCUUUCGGAUCAUCAGUUCAAAGUAAUUGUUUAAUAUUUUUCAGUACUUAUUUUCAUUACAUAUUACUCUAAAUGGUCAUUAAAUUCGUAAAAUAGGAUAAAAAAAAAACAAUAGACAGAAGCUGUUAAUGUUUUUAUGUUGUCAGAAAUUGUACUUAUUUAUUUAAUAAGGAACAUUAGAACAAUUAUUUUGUGAUAAUAAAGGCAGAUAAUUAAGACAGAAUUUAGAAAUAAUUAUCAAGAAUGUAUUCACAUAUAUUGUUACACAAGAACUACUGGUGACGUGUAAUUGGUUCAUUUUCUUAAUUUAUUCCUUAUGAAUAUUAAUGAGAUUGGAAUUUAUUCAUGGUAUUUGUACAAAUUUAGAGUAGCUUUUUUUGUACAUAAACAACAGUUGUGCCACGAGCAACAGAUGUAGGUUAUUGUCAAUGUGUUCAAUACUGUUUAAUUGAUCAAUGAGUUAAAACAGUGACAUUUUGUAACCUUGAAUUUAAAGCUAUAAACAACAGGCAUUUUGUUUUUUUAGACCAUUAACAACAGUAACAUACGCAUAGAUUUGAGAAAAUGUGAAGCAAAUUGUUUUAUUUGGGAACUUUAGUAUAUUGGUAAUGAAAGGAACAUAGAAAAU